Penicillium chermesinum is the source of this 1245-nucleotide messenger RNA. RefSeq names its product FAD-dependent oxidoreductase. The coding region runs from base 1 to 1245 and encodes 414 amino acids. The transcript has 5 exons. The record is from RefSeq and is a predicted model, not a curated record. NCBI's taxonomy places the organism in Eukaryota, Fungi, Ascomycota, Eurotiomycetes, Eurotiales, Aspergillaceae. Gene Ontology annotation, molecular function: FAD binding; monooxygenase activity.
AUGCCAUUAAAUGUCAUUGUUGUCGGUGCGGGCCUCGGGGGUUUGGGUGCUGCUAUAGCCUUAAACCGCCAAGGGCACGAUGUCACGGUCUUCGAAAGAUCCAGCUUCCUCAACGAGACCGGUGCUGCCAUCCACGUCGCCCCCAACGCGACCCGCAUAUUGAAAGAAUGGGAGUGUAAUAUGGACUUGCUGGAUCCUGUGCUCUGCAAGAAAGCCGAUGUGCGGGAUUCUAAUGGAAAUCUAGUGCGGGCUGCCGUUGUCACGGAAGAGCAGCAGCGGGCAUUGGAUGUCCAUCAUGAAUGGAUUUUGACCCAUAGAGUGGAUCUUCAUAAUGCCUUACGGAAUACAGCUUCUCAGGAAAUUGAUGGUCGCAAGAUUGACAUAAGGCUAUCCGCGCCGGUCUUAUCUGUGGAUGCAGAGAAGGGAGAGGUCGUACUCAAGAAUGGAGACAAAUAUAGGGCCGACCUGAUCGUCGGCGCCGACGGUGUUCACUCGCGAACCGUGAGUGCCAUAACGGGGGAAGACAGGGCUGUCAUAAACACCGGUCAAAGCUGCUUUCGAUUCUUAGUCUCGGUCGACAAAAUGCGAAAGAAUCCACUCACCUGCAGCCUUCUGGGAAAGACGGGACUUGAUAGUCUUCAUGCCUUCUCAACCUUUGACCGCCGCCUCGUGGUCUACCCCUGCCGUGGGGGGAAGCUGCUCAAUUGUGCCGGGAUCUACCCUCCUGGGCCGGAAGAAGACGCUGGCGGGGAUGCCUCUUGGCACCAUGCAGCAAGCAAGGACCACUUGGUGAAGACCUUCGCCGGCUUCGGCGAGGACCUCCUCGAGAUGUGUAGGAUGGCUGAGGAUGUCAAACUUUGGAGUCUGGCGUCUCGAGACCCAGCGUCUACUUUUGUCAAGGGCAAACUCGCCUUGAUCGGUGAUGCAGCUCAUCCUAUGCUUCCCCACCAGGGGCAAGGAGGAGCUCAAGCCUUUGAAGACGCAGCGGCUCUUGCUGGGGUUCUGACGGCCGAUGUCGCUCCGGAGCAACUAUCCCAACGACUCGAUUUAUAUAACGAGCUCCGAUAUUCUCACGCGGUCACGGUUAUGAUCAUGUCGAGAAUCAACGACGAGAGGCGAGAGGAAAUGUUGAAUGAGCUUCGCCGGUUCGUUCCUAAUGCAGAGCUUCCCAAAAAUAUGUUCGCUUUCGCAUGGGCAUCAGAUCCUAUCAAGAAGGCAGCACAACUCGUGGAAAGUCAGCAGUAG